AUGCCAUUGUUACAGAACACCGUCCUUGGUUGGGUUGUGGCAGGAAAAAUUGAAAACGUAGCUUACAACAAUGCCACUUGUGCAAUCUUCUGCGAAGACGAUUCUACUAAUGACCUCAUUGAAAGGUUCUGGAAACUGGAUGACUUCGAAGACUCGCCAAGAUCGAUGACGACAGCCGAGAAAUUCUGUGAAACACAUUUCACUCAAACAGUAACCAGGUCUAAUACCGGCCGCUUUGAAGUUCGACUACCAUUCCGAGAAAAUGGUGAAGCCUUGGGUGACUCAAAGCAAUUAGCACUCAACCGUUUUAUGUCAUUAGAAAGACGACUAAACAAAAACCCAACAUUAAGGAGGGAUUAUAUCAAAUUUAUGGACGAAUAUGAAGCAUUUGGACACAUGGAACAAAUCAAUCCAACCGAUAUCCCAAAACCUCACUUCUUCAUCCCUCAUCACUGUGUACUUAAACCUGAUAGCAGCACAACAAAACUACGUGUUGUCUUCGACGCAUCGGCUAAAACCUCUACGGGUCUAUCUCUCAAUGACAUACUCCAUACUGGACCCACAGUUCAAAGUGAACUUUUCUCGAUCCUACUCCGAUUUCGAAUGCAUAAAUAUGUGUUUACAGCAGACAUCGAAAAAAUGUACAGACAAAUUCUCGUUCAUGAAGAGGAUCAGAAUUAUCAACUCAUCGUGUGGAGGCAGCAGCCAUCAGAAGGCAUAAAAUACUACAAGCUCAAAACCGUCUCUUACGGAACCUCAGCCGCCCCCUAUUUGGCAACCAAAUGCCUGCAGUUUUUAGCCUCUCAAAGCAAGCUAACACAUCCAAUAGGAAGCCAAAUCCUAUUAGAGGAUUUCUAUGUAGACGACUGCAUCAGCGGAUCCAACAGCAUCACUCAGACAAAGGAAGCUCAAAAACAACUAAGGUCAAUCCUGGACAACGCCGGAUUUAAACUUCGAAAAUGGUGUGCAAACCAUCCCCAAUUGUUGAAUGAUAUUCGCCUGGAAGAUCAGGAAAUCUGCCUUGACUUCACUGACGCAAGCCACUGCACCAUAAAAACACUUGGACUCGUUUGGCAACCUAAAUCAGACGAAUUAUGCGGGAGGGCUAAAAUAAAUGAUACUUCAUCAAUCACCAAACGUGUGGUAAGUUCAGAGCUCGCACGAAUAUUCAAUCCAUUGGGACUAUUUGGCCCCGUUGUAGUUCAAGCCAAAAUUUUCAUGCAAAAACUUUGGCAUUCAAAACUUUCUUGGGAUGACGAGCUUCCACAACACCUCAAAGAAGAAUGGUUCAGCUUCAGGAAGGACAUAGCAGAUCUCGACCAAGCGAAAAUUCCCAGACACGUUUCCAAGGGAAACCCUACGUCUAUACAGAUUCAUACGUUCGUGGAUGCUUCAGAGCGAGCCUAUGGAGCUGCGGUAUAUUUACGUUCAACAUACCAAGAUCGAACAAUUAUCAACAGGCUACUGUGUGCAAAAUCGCGUGUAGCCCCAAUAAAACAACAAACACUUCCUCGACUCGAACUAUGCGCUGCAGUAUUAGGAGCUGAACUCACCCGCAGAGUACGAGAAGAUGUGCGACUUCCAGAAGCGGCAGUAUUUUUUUGGACAGAUUCCCAAAUUGUUCUUUCCUGGAUAAACUCAACGUCAUCUUCAUAUCACACCUUCGUAGCAAAUCGAAUCGCAAAAAUACAAGAACACUCAUGGGGAGCCCUGUGGCGUCAUGUGCCAUCAAAGGAAAAUCCCGCAGACUUGCUCUCUCGAGGAAUAUCUGCACGAAACUUCAUGUCUUGUCACAUGUGGCUUUAUGGACCUUUCUUUUUACAUGGAAAUGAAUCAGCGUGGCCACAAACAUCUCCAAGGGAACAAGAACCUCAUUCAGAUCUUGAACGAAAAAGAAAAAACAUUGUUGCUAUAGCACUACAAGACGAUCCUCCAAGUCAAUUCAUCUACAAGAUACAACAUCGAAAUUCAUUCAAGUUUCUACAAAAUACUAUUGGCUAUAUGCUCCCGUUCAUCAAAAGGGCCAAGAAACUCAAGGUGAAUCCGGAGGGACAGAAGGCGCUUUCACCCAAGGAGCUUAACGAAUCUCUCAUGACUAUUAUAAGGCAGAUACAAUCCAUUGAAUUCAAAGGCGAAAUUCAAGAUCUUAAAAGAAAUAAGGGCCUAUGCAAAUCUAGUGCAUUUAUAACUCUGGCACCAUUUUUAGACGACAACAACGUUCUUCGAGUAGGAGGACGACUAGAAGCUGCAUCAAUAUCAUUUGAUGCAAAACAUCCAAUAUUACUCCCCUACAACGAAUCAAUUACAAAGUUGCUUUUCAAAUUUAAACAUGACUCACACAAUCACUGUGGACCGCAAACCUUAUUAUCCAUUCUUAGACAACAAUUUUGGCCAAUUAAGGGGAAGAUCACAGCUCGACACACAGUUCAUAACUGCAUUAGAUGUACAAGAACCAGACCAAAUCUAAUGACCCAAAUAAUGGGUAAUCUUCCUGCCGACCGAGUUACUCCAAAUAGACCAUUCCUUAUCAGCGGUGUAGAUUUCUGUGGACCUCUGUGGGUGCACUUCAAAAUCAGAGGUAAGAAACCACACAAGGUUUACUUAGCAGUGUUUUGCUGCUUCUCAACUAAGGCAGUGCACUUGGAAAUAGUAACAGAUUUAACCACUGAAGCCUUUAUUGGGGCCGUGAGAAGAUUCAUUAGUAGAAGAGGAAGAAUCCAGACGCUAUAUUGUGACAAUGCAACCAAUUUCGUCGGAGCCAAAAAUCAGCUUGCCGAGCUCAAGGAUAUAUUACACACAACAGAAGCAAGAGAAUCCAUCAUCAAGGCCAGCAGCGAUAAGGGAAUAACCUUUAAGUUCAUUCCACCAAGAGCCCCCCACUUCGGCGGAUUAUGGGAAGCAGCAGUCAAAUCAGCGAAACAUCUCCUACUCCGAACAGUGUCUACAGCCUCAUUAACCCAUGAGGAACUAGAAACUGUGGUCAUCGAAAUAGAGGCAAUUCUGAAUUCAAGACCACUAACUCCACUUUCAGAGACCAAAAUUCUAAGAAAUCGGUGGAGUACCAUCUGCUACCUUAAACACGAAUUUUGGAAACGAUGGUCAACAGAGUACCUCAAUCAACUCCAACAAAGAAACAGGUGGAACACGAGCCAACAAAAUAUAAGAAUUGGUGACCUAGUCAUCAUAAAGGAAGAUAACAUUCCAACCCUCAAAUGGCCGUUGGGAAGAAUUGUCGACAUCUUUAAAGGACAGGAUGACAUAGUUCGAGUGGUUAACGUAAAAACACAGUCAGGAAUAUUAAAACGACCUAUUCAUCGUCUAGCUCCACUCCUUGACGAUAGCGAAGAUGUCAACCAGGAACAGGAAGAUGAGGACACACAAGCAGAAACAUCACCAAAACGACGGAAAACAUGCAAUACUUCAUUAAUCACAACGGUAAUUCUAUCAUUAUUCUUGCUUCCAAUGGUUAUUGCAUCACCGAUAAACAUUACAAGAUUCAAAAACAAUCCUGGACUAUACUUCGAAAAUCUUGGCUCCGCCAACCUGAUUGCAAACGAAUGGAACCUAGUCACAUACUAUGACCUAGCACCCAUCCGAGCUGAGCUCGAGGCAUUCAACAACGGAACAAAGGCUCUCCAACACGUAUGUAAUCAACUACAGCUUAGAACAACAUGUAAUGCGAUGGUUACCUACCUAACGAAUAUGAAGAUAUCACUCCAAGGAGACACCAACUUAAUCUCAAGACAUCGAAGUACUAGAGCAGCAAUAUACGUUGUGGGAAACAUAGCUCAUACGUUAUUCGGGCUACUGGACUCUGACUAUGCAGAAGAAUUGUCUAAAACAAUCGACCAUAUAAACAAUAAUGAGCCGCUUUUAUUAUCGAUGUUAAAAAAUCAAACGUCUGUCAUCGACUCAACCAUCAACAUAAUAAAGCAUGAUCAGCUGGAGGUUCGAAAUCGCAUAAACAUGCUUCAAAACCAAGCCAACGAGAUUAUUGGAAGAAUCGGAAACACAACUGACCAGCUUAGAGUAUUUCAAAUCUUCACUACACUCGCAAUGCAACUAAUGAUGAUGGCAUCUAAUCUUCAAAGGAUCGAAGGCACGAUUCUUAAGACACUAACGGAUGUACACUAUGGCAACAUCAACCCUCUACUGCUCUCACCUACUCAACUUAAGGCUGAAAUCAUGAACAUAAAAAAUCAUUUACCACUGUCACAAAAACUACCAUUCGAGCAAGAAGAUUUGCUCCAAUUCUACAAAAUAUCAACAACGAAGGGUGGUUCCGCAAGAAAACACUUAAUUUUCUUCCGUUGA
Messenger RNA from Eupeodes corollae, 4314 nucleotides. RefSeq lists its product as uncharacterized. The coding region runs from base 1 to 4314 and encodes 1437 amino acids. Gene Ontology annotation, molecular function: nucleic acid binding. Gene Ontology annotation, biological process: DNA integration. The transcript has 3 exons. NCBI's taxonomy places the organism in Eukaryota, Metazoa, Arthropoda, Insecta, Diptera, Syrphidae. The record is from RefSeq and is a predicted model, not a curated record.